Coccinella septempunctata (seven-spotted ladybird) is the source of this 1586-nucleotide messenger RNA. RefSeq names its product ruvB-like helicase 1 (gene pont). Lineage: Eukaryota; Metazoa; Arthropoda; Insecta; Coleoptera; Coccinellidae. Gene Ontology annotation, biological process: regulation of transcription by RNA polymerase II; chromatin remodeling; box C/D snoRNP assembly. The record is from RefSeq and is a predicted model, not a curated record. Gene Ontology annotation, molecular function: ATP hydrolysis activity; ATP binding; DNA helicase activity. Gene Ontology annotation, cellular component: NuA4 histone acetyltransferase complex; Swr1 complex; R2TP complex. The transcript is spliced from 5 exons. Bases 88 to 1458 code for a protein of 456 amino acids.
GUCAGUCUGUCAUAUUUCUCGUGUAAACUGCGGUAAAUUGCGUUUGAUUUGAAAAAGUAUCCUUGUUAUUACUUUUAUCGAGAGAAAAUGAAGGUUGAGGAAGUUAAAAGUACUGUAAAAACUCAGCGAAUAAGUGCUCACAGUCAUAUCAAAGGCUUAGGGCUCAAUGAAGCUGGAUUCGCUCUUCCUGCAGCUGCCGGUUUGGUUGGCCAAGAGCAGGCUAGAGAGGCUGCUGGUAUUGUUGUCGAUAUGAUAAAGAGUAAAAAGAUGGCUGGUAGGGCUGUGUUGCUGGCUGGACCUCCAGGUACUGGAAAAACUGCCAUAGCUUUAGCCAUAGCACAAGAAUUAGGUACGAAGGUACCUUUCUGUCCCAUGGUUGGUUCUGAAGUUUAUAGUUCAGAAAUUAAGAAAACAGAAGUUCUUAUGGAAAAUUUUCGCCGAGCAAUUGGAUUGAGAAUACGAGAGACAAAAGAAGUUUAUGAAGGUGAAGUGAGUGAAUUAACACCUGUGGAAACUGAAAAUCCAGCUGGUGGAUAUGGAAAAACAGUUAGUCAUGUGAUAAUAGGUUUGAGAACAGCCAAGGGUAGCAAACAAUUAAAAUUAGACCCUAGUAUAUACGAUGCUUUGCAGAAAGAGAAAGUUGAAGUGGGGGAUGUUAUUUAUAUAGAAGCUAAUAGUGGCGCUGUAAAAAGACAAGGUAGAUCUGAUGCUUUUGCUACUGAGUUCGAUUUGGAAGCAGAAGAAUAUGUUCCAUUGCCAAAAGGUGAUGUACAUAAAAAGAAGGAAGUUGUACAGGAUGUUACUCUUCAUGAUUUAGAUGCUGCAAAUGCUAAGCCUCAAGGAGGCCAAGAUGUCUUAUCCAUGAUGGGUCAACUUCUCCGACAUAAACGAACUGAAAUAACAGAUAAAUUGAGACAGGAAAUUAAUAAGAUUGUGGACAAAUACAUUGAUCAGGGUAUAGCUGAAUUGGUACCUGGAGUAUUAUUUAUUGAUGAAGUUCAUAUGCUUGAUAUUGAAACUUUUACAUACCUCCAUAGAGCUUUAGAAAGUGCAAUUGCUCCAAUAGUUAUCUUCGCAACAAAUAGAGGUAGAUGUAUCAUUAGAGGAACAGAUGAUAUUUUGUCUCCACAUGGUGUUCCUUUAGAUUUAUUAGACAGGCUUCUCAUAAUAAGAACUCUUCCAUAUGCCAAAAACGAGGUAGAGCAAAUAUUGAAACUCAGAGCCAGCACAGAAGGUCUAGAGAUUGAUCAGGAGGCACUUUCAACACUUGCCGAAAUUGGCACACAGUCAACGUUACGUUAUGCUGUUCAACUUCUGACGCCUGCUUCACUCACAGCAAAGACAAAUGGAAGGCCCAAUAUUAUGAAACAAGAUGUUGAGGAAGUUAAUUCUCUGUUUUUGGAUGCGAAAUCUUCAGCCAAAAUUUUAUCGGCGCAAAAGGAUAAGUUCAUGAUGUGAAAAAAAAUAGGACCAAAGUUUUCGCAAUUUUUUCAAUGUGUUGAUGAUGUUUAUAUUGAGUAUGAUCCGAUAGUUGAUUGGAAGUGUUUUUGUAAUGAAUAAUUAAUAAUUAUAGUUUAAGAAUCCAA